Pieris napi is the source of this 954-nucleotide messenger RNA. It is a transcript of the gene EMC3, whose product is annotated as ER membrane protein complex subunit 3. Gene Ontology annotation, cellular component: EMC complex; membrane. The transcript is spliced from 6 exons. Gene Ontology annotation, biological process: protein folding in endoplasmic reticulum. The coding region runs from base 167 to 907 and encodes 246 amino acids. Lineage: Eukaryota; Metazoa; Arthropoda; Insecta; Lepidoptera; Pieridae. The record is from RefSeq and is a predicted model, not a curated record.
UUGUUUUGACUUUUGACUUUGGGAACCAUCGCGGUACUGAUUAAUGAUUAGCACUUAGCAGACUAUUUCAUUUCAAUAUUCUAAUUUCUAUGUUAUAAUUGAAAUUAGUUUAGCUUUAAAUUUAACUGCAACUGAACAUUAAUUUCUGAGAUAUAUUUGACUCAGAAUGGUGGAACUUCUAUUAGAUCCUAAAAUAAGAUUAUGGGUGUUCCUGCCCAUCGUAGUUAUUACCUUUUUGGUUGGUAUCGUAAGGCAUUAUGUUUCGAUAAUACUAUCUUCGCAGAAGAAAAUUGAAUUGAUUCAGGUGCAGGAUAGCCAAGUUAUGAUACGUGCUCGGCUUCUACGCGAAAAUGGGAAGUAUUUACCUCGUCAGUCGUUUGCUAUGAGGCGUCAUUGGUUUAAUAAUGAAGAGACUGGUUAUUUUAAAGUACAGAAACGACCAUCAAAUGCUCAGAAUCCUAUGACUGACCCUGGUAUGAUGACAGAUAUGUUAAAGGGCAAUGUCACUAAUGUUUUGCCUAUGAUUGUUAUUGGUGGUUGGAUUAAUUGGAUGUUCAGUGGUUUCCUUACAACAAAGGUUCCAUUUCCCUUGACCCUGAGAUUUAAGCCAAUGUUGCAGCGUGGUGUGGAGUUAGCAUACUUAGAUGCAUCUUGGGUAUCCUCCGCGUCAUGGUAUUUCCUCAAUGUAUUCGGACUUAGAACUAUCUACGCUUUGGUUCUUGGGGAAAAUAAUGCUGCAGAUCAGUCUAAGGUUAUGCAAGAACAAAUGUCAGGUGCAGCAAUGGCUAUGCCUCCAGACCCAAAAGCAGCAUUUAAGGCAGAAUGGGAAGCUUUGGAAAUUACUGACCACCGUUGGGCUCUUGCGACAGCUGAAGCUGAUUUGUUAUCGCAGAAUAAUAUAUCAUAAUUUAUAACUAAGAAAAUAUUAUUUUUACUAGAUUAAUUAAUUUUUAA